AUGAAGUAUUUAAAGGUAAUGGGCACAAAAGAUUUGGCUCCUGAACUUGUGAUCUUAAGUGAUUGGAUUGCCCUUUUAUCUCAACCUGACAAAAAGUCAAAUGCAAACAAACUCUUUCGUGGAAUCCUAUUUUGUGUUCUGGAUGAGAGCUCUUAUCAACAGGAAAGCUAUCAACAACUACCUUGUCCUUUAUACAACACACAAUAUCAAUCACCACAACAUUUUUCCAUGUUUGUUCCAUCUCCUGCAUUUGAAAGUCCACCUACGGGGUUCAAUGAUCCAACUCUAACUGCAACUCAAGUUGUCCCCAAAGUCUUUGUUACUACAACUCCAACUAUCAUGAGAAACGUUGACCAAUACCAUCAACCCUUGGUCUUCAGCUCUCAUAUAUACCCUAGUUUGGUGAAUGCUAACCAUGGUUACCAAGCGAUAGAAAAAUCACGACAAAAGCCUCCUGAAAAGAUGAAUCUUGGAAGCAUUAGCUGUAAAAACAAUAGCAUGGGAGAACGAGAGAGGAGCCAAGUUCACUUGGAUGUAUAUGUGAUGCAGAGGAUGCUUGCCAUAAAUGAAUUGAAGAUCCAACAAAGGUACUGGCAAGUGCUUCCUAGUGGUCUGAAUACCUUUGAAACAAGAAACUUAGGAGAGUUUUAUGGUGUUGAUUUGGAAAAGAAAACAUGUACUUGUAGGAUUUGGAAACUGAAUGGGUAUGGUUGUGUACAUUCAGUGGCAGCCAUUUCUUAUGUAAACAGAGAUGUAGAGGCAUUUGUUGAUCCUUUAUAUCGUACUUGCAUAUAUAUGAACACCUACAAGUACUCAAUAGGAAGCAUGAAUGGGAGUGCAAUGUGGCCCCCAACAGACUACAUACCACCUUUGCCACCAUUGAAAAGGAAGAUAACAGAGAGACCCACUAUUAAGAGAAAGAGGGACAGUACUGAGGCCACAAUAAGUCAACCUGUGAUGCAGUGUCAAAGCCCCAAAAAAAGUCGGGUCAAAAAGAGGAAGGUUGAAGGUGAAUGUGAUAGUGGUAGUGCAUUGAAGAAAGGUAAGGGUGAAGUGCAAAGGAGAAAUGGUGUACAAAAGGGAAAUGGUGAAGGUGAAGGUGGAAGUGGAAUUGGUUUCAAAACGGGACAAGGUGAAUGUGGGUCAACAAGUUUUGUGAAUAAGAAGAAUAGUCAAAAAGAAGGUACAGUCAAGUUAAGGAAAAAGUCAGAGAGGAUAAUAAAGAAAAAGUUGGCAAAAGGGUGA
This is a messenger RNA of Lactuca virosa, 1245 nucleotides long. NCBI's taxonomy places the organism in Eukaryota, Viridiplantae, Streptophyta, Magnoliopsida, Asterales, Asteraceae. The record is from the annotation of a GenBank genome assembly.